Cannabis sativa is the source of this 399-nucleotide messenger RNA. Its product is annotated as WAT1-related protein At1g70260-like. The coding region runs from base 3 to 356 and encodes 117 amino acids. The transcript is spliced from 2 exons. Lineage: Eukaryota; Viridiplantae; Streptophyta; Magnoliopsida; Rosales; Cannabaceae. Gene Ontology annotation, cellular component: plasma membrane. Gene Ontology annotation, molecular function: transmembrane transporter activity. The record is from RefSeq and is a predicted model, not a curated record.
UUAUGGGUAUAAUCCGAAGUUGUGUUCAUCUGUGGUGCAUGAGGAUGAAAGGUCCACUAUAUGUGCCUAUGUUCAAGCCCUUUGGUGUUGUUUUUGCCACUAUUUUUGGUACUAGCCUCCCUGCAAGUACUCUUCGUUACGGAAGUGUGAUUGGAACGGCUAUAGUUGGAAUGGGGUACUUUACAGUGAUGUGGGGUCAACUAAACCAUGAAGAUGAAGUGAGUACUAAUAGUAAUAAUACUAAACAAUAUGAUGUUGAGUCACCUCCACAAGAGCAUAAUGAUGUUGAUGAUGAUAAUGAGAAUUAUAACGUCAAAACUCCUCUCUUAAAACCACAACAAAAUUACGUCCAAUAAUAAUAAUAAGGUUAUUGAUCUCUUCAUAUUAUUAUUGGGAAGA